Molecule: messenger RNA, 2048 nt
Organism: Selaginella moellendorffii
Lineage: Eukaryota; Viridiplantae; Streptophyta; Lycopodiopsida; Selaginellales; Selaginellaceae
Exons: 4
Coding region: 364-1806 (480 amino acids)
Source: RefSeq, a predicted model, not a curated record
UGUGUUUUUCUUUGUACCUAUAUUGCAACGGCAAGCAAGCAUCGCGAUUCAGCGGAGGUGAAUCGCGAGGCGAAUCCCUUCCUCCUCCUGGCCCGCGAUCCAGCAGCGGUAGGGUUUGUGGCGCCGAAUUCGCGAGAGCGCCGGUGGGAAUCCGAGGGAGAGAGGAAUUGGAGUGCGGAUUUUCUGGCUCUCUGGCGAUUCGUGUCCCCGUUUUCGUAGAGGUGUGUGGGAAGGUCUUUGUUGUUCUUGAUUUUGGGCCUGGCCUUUUCCGGGGAUGAGGGAAGGAGAAGGAUUGGGGUAAAAGGCUGUGUGGCUUCCUCAAUAGAUGGCACAAUGGCGCCUUAGGUUUGGCAGCAGCCGAUCAUGGGUUUGCUCAAGAUGGACAGAAGUGGAAGCGAACCAUCGCUGGUGCCAGAAUGGUUGAAGAACAACAACAACAAUGGUGGUGUUGGAAUAGCAUCACGACACUCCUCGUUUGUGAAUCGCCCCCAGCAUUCUUUGAAUGGAAUCUCGGACAGGGACUCGAGAUUCUAUCCGAAUUUUAGCCGCGGGAGGUUUCCCGAGCGCGAGCGUGAUCGCGAGGCCUGGAACCGGGACUGGCGAAGCCAUGACAGGCAAGUAGGAGGAGAUAGAGGGCCGUCGGGGUUUCACAGGGUGCCAGUGGCUAGGCUCGAUGUGGAGAAUGGGUGGUGCGGUUUCAAGAGCUCCGAGAGGCUCCGGAUGGCGAGCAGCAAUCGUUUUGUGUCGUCGAGGAACUCGAGUGACACGGACUACAUUGACAGCUCCAUGGCUCCCAAGACCCCGGAAGCGAUUUGCUCCAAGAUGCCGGAAGUUUUCAGCCCAAAAAUCCCCGAGGCUCCAUCGCCAGCCUUCAAGAUGUCUGAAGCGCUCGUCCAUGUAGCGUCGUCUCCGAUUCAGACGGCUAUGGAGCAGCAGACACAGCGGCUGGAGGAGAUUGCCUUGAAGCAAUCAAGGCAGCUCGUCCCAAUGAAACCAUCUCUUCCGAAAACAAUGGUGCUUCCUCGUAAGCCGAUGAAAUCCUCUGAUUUGAAGUCCGGCCAGCCAGCGAGUCCAGUUACUCCAUACCGGACACCAACGCCAGCUUUGAGCGUCUUGAAAGCAACUCCAGGAAGGCUCCAGGUGCUGAGCAAAGAGUCCACGGCGCCUGUUGCAAGCCGAGCUCCCCAGGCUCCCAUGGUGGAUCGCAAGCCAGCCAGUGACGGUAAAGUUGGCGACGUCCACGUCCACGAGGACCGGAAGCCUCUUGCGCACGGCCAGAACCGGAGUAACUUUUACAACGCGAUCCGGAAGAAGGCAGCGACAAAUGGCGAGAACAGGAAUCCGCAGGAGAGCACGGCGAUGGACACUCCACAGAAGAAGGCCUGCGAGGAGAGCUCCACUGUUGUGUCGGAGCUGAUUCGCACGGAAGAGAGUGGAGACGCUGGUGCUGUCAAGGAACUCAAGCCAGCCGAGGCGAAGAAUGGCCGGUGGUGCGAGAAGGAGGAGACUGCUCUGUUGAGGUCGCUCGGAUGGGAAGACAAACCGGACGGCGAGCCAUUGACGGAAGAAGAGAUCUAUUCUUUCGUCCGAGAGGUAAGCGACUGUAAACAACUUGGAAGCUUGCUUACCGAGAUGUUUGUUUUGCAGCAUAUGACGGCUUUGGCAUCGACCCCGUCGGUGGUGAACGGAAAGAACCAAGUAGUGUGCAAUGUGCUCUUGGAUCUGAGCGCUGGCAGCCUUGCAAGCCCAUCAUCCUCGGGCUCGGAGUCGGAGGAUUGCGAGUUGGAGCUGGGCAAGGUGAAAUAAGUCGACAAGACGACGAUGGCGACGAAGAACAGCAACGAGAGGAGGAGGACGGCGGGCUUGUAAAUGAGUACAUAAGGUUGUUCCUUGUUUUGGGAAGAUCCGAACGGUUUUUAGAGGGGGAGAAAAUUUUUGGUUUGAAGAAAUCCAGGCUGACCAAAUGAAGUUUGUUUUGCUGGCAAAUGUAGGAAGUUGGUCAGUGAGAAAUACGAACGAAAAAAACGAAACGAAUUCGAUUUACUAUA